Messenger RNA from Danio aesculapii, 747 nucleotides. RefSeq names its product GTPase IMAP family member 9-like. The annotation marks the transcript as partial. Gene Ontology annotation, molecular function: GTP binding. NCBI's taxonomy places the organism in Eukaryota, Metazoa, Chordata, Actinopteri, Cypriniformes, Danionidae. The transcript has a single exon. The record is from RefSeq and is a predicted model, not a curated record.
AAACUCUUCCACCAUGUGUCAGAUGUGAGGAUUGUUCUGCUGGGUAAGACGGGAUCAGGAAAGAGCGCCGCAGGAAACACAAUCCUGAACAGAGACGCGUUUACUGAGAAAAACUCUCUGGUUUCAGUUUCAAUGACCUGUGAGAAACAAGAAGCUGUUGUCAAUGGAAAAACCCUAUCAGUGACUGACUGUCCUGGACUGCUUGACACUUCCGUCAAUAACCGAAAACUGAAGCCUUUAAUCGAGGAGUGCAUCUAUCUGUCUGCUCCUGGUCCUCAUGUCUUCCUGGUGGUUUUGAGAUUAGGAGUAAAAUUCACUGAGGAAGAGAAGAAUGCAGUCAAAUGGAUUCAGAAGAACUUUGGAGAAGAUGCUGUGAGGUACACCAUCAUUCUCUUCACUCACGCUGAUGUCCUGAAGGGUAAAUCUCUAGAGAUGUACAUCAGCCAAAGCAAAGAUCUACAUGAGUUAAUUAAAACGUGCUAUGGCAGGUAUCACUCUUUCAACAAUAAAAACAGAAAUAAUCGAGAUCAAGUCACCGAACUGCUGAAGAUGGUUGAAAAGAUGGACCUGUUUAAUGGAAUGAAGCACUACACCAAUGACAUGUAUAAAGCAGCCCAAGAAAAGAUUAGGAAGGGGCAGAUGCUUAAAGAUGUUGGAACGGGAGGGCUAGCCGCGGCAGGAGCUGUGCACCACUUGGCUACUUUUGAAGCAGUGGGAGAAGCAACAAAUAAGUAUCUGAAUGAGUAG